This is a messenger RNA of Anguilla anguilla (European eel), 2796 nucleotides long. Its product is annotated as polycomb complex protein BMI-1-like. Gene Ontology annotation, molecular function: promoter-specific chromatin binding. Gene Ontology annotation, biological process: negative regulation of transcription by RNA polymerase II. Gene Ontology annotation, cellular component: PRC1 complex. The transcript is spliced from 15 exons. The record is from RefSeq and is a predicted model, not a curated record. Lineage: Eukaryota; Metazoa; Chordata; Actinopteri; Anguilliformes; Anguillidae.
ACCCAGCAAAAAUCAGCUGAGCACAGAUCACGUGGUGUGAAGUCGGAGGUUUUUUCAGCCAUAAUGGAGUUGUCGGAGUUCGUACAGAAAGGGCUACAAUAUUUGGCAGAUGCGGAUUAUUUUGACGUGAAAACGUUCUCGGCUUUGGUAGAGGUGGCGUUCCGCAGUUUACUCGCCUCACACGCGGACGAAGCGAUCUUAGAUGGCGCAGAAUUUAAGCACAUUGAUCAAACUUUGCUGAAGCAUUGCCACGUUGCAGCCACCACUUGUAUACUGGAACUUGCAAAGCAGAAUUCGGAUAAAUCGACAAUUUGCACAUGUCUGGAGGACAUUAAGUUUGAUCCUGAGAGAAUAGACAUAUUUUACAGUUCAUUCCAGAAGAACAAAAGUGAAUUGGAAAACCUGUUGUCCAGGUGAGUUGUGAUACAUCCACUUGAGAAGUUCAUUUUAGUUGCACAAUGGAACAACUUCAGGUUGUUUAUCUCCAUGACGAUGCAUCGAACAACAAGAAUAAAGAUAACGGAGCUAAAUCCGCAUUUGAUGUGUGUGCUCUGCGGCGGAUAUUUCAUAGAUGCGACCACAAUCGUGGAAUGCUUGCACUCCUUUUGUAAAAUGUGCAUUGUCCGAUAUUUGGAGACCAGCAAAUACUGCCCAAUUUGCGAUGUCCAAGUACACAAAACAAAGCCUCUUUUAAAUAUAAGGUCUGAUAAGACUCUUCAAGACAUAGUCUACAAGUUGGUCCCGGGCCUUUUCAAAAAUGAAAUGAAGCGAAGAAGGGACUUCUAUGCUGAGCAUCCUUCAGUAGAUGCCGCAAAUGGAUCGAAUGAAGACAGAGGAGAAGUGGCGGACGAGGACAAAAGGAUAAUUACGGAUGAUGAGAUAAUCAGCCUCUCCAUCGAGUUCUUUGACCAGAGCAAGAUUGACAAACAAGAUAAUGGAGAGAAGGAGAAAGCGAAGGAGGAGAUGAAUGACAAGCGGUACUUGCAGUGUCCAGCUGCCAUGACUGUGAUGCAUCUCAGAAAAUUUCUUAGAAGUAAAAUGGAUAUUCCAUGCACCUUCCAGAUUGAAGUAAUGUACGAAGAUGAGCCCCUGAAAGAUUACUACACAUUAAUGGACAUCGCCUACAUAUACACCUGGAGAAGGAACGGCCCCUUGCCGCUGAAGUACAGAGUGCGUCCCAGCUGCAAGAAGGUGAAGAUCAGCCACCCGCGCGAGGGCCGCGGCAGCGCCAACCGCUCCGAGAUGGAGAGCGACUCGGGCAGCGACAAGGCCAACAGCCCCGGCGGCCUGCCCUCCACCUCCUCCUCCCUCCCCAGCCCCAGCACCCCGGUCCAGUCGCCGCACCCCCACUUCCCGCACAUCUCCAGCGCCGUCAACGGCACCUCCGUGAACCCCAGUCCGAAGCGCCCGGCCCUGUUCUGCAGCAAAGCGCGCAAGCCCUCGCUCAACGGCUCCUCGGCCUCCUCCGGAUGACUGUCCCGAGGGAACGCUGCCAACGCCAGCCUCUCCAGCUCUCUCUCAUGCCAAUAUAGCUAUAUUGUAGAUGCUUAAUUUUUAUUAUUUUUUUUAAUCAUGGUUGUUAUUGUUAUUAUUGUUCUUAUGUUAUCAUACAUGUGAAAGUGUAUAGUGGAAGUCACAUUUCAGUGGGAAAACCAGUUUGAGUAUGAGGGUGCCUGUAUUUCACAAAAUAGUUUUUGGCCAAAGUAUGUCAAACACAUGAAGUAUCGUUUGGAAAGGGGGUUUUGAUAGGGAAUGUUAAGUAAAGUUUUUGAAACUUUUAACUUUUGAAAUGCUGUUAUUACAUCAGAGAGACAAAGACCCAGACCCAGAUCUGAAGUGCAGUGUUCUUGUUCCACAACUUUAAGGAUUAACAUUGAGUAUGUUGUAGUUUUUGCACAACAAACCAACAGAUGCUGAGAAAGUAACCUAAUAAAAAAAAUAAUAAUAAUAAUUAAAAAAAAACACUUGGUGAUAUCACCUAAAGUUAACAAGAAGAUUGUGCUGGGAUUUUAUCUGGGACUGGCUUAGUUUUGUGGUUGGUCACUAUUCCUUUUUCCUUUUCAUAUAAGCUUGAACUCAUUUUUAACUGCAGAUAUGGCAUCAUCCGAAAAAGGCAAAUAGGCCUGUUUUUAUAUACAGUUACAGUCAUGAAUCCUAUAUUCCAUUAUAAAUGACACUGCCUUUCAUGGAAAAUACAAGAAAGAAAAUUAAAUGUGUAGAAUUACCGUAGUUUCAGUGACACUCCUGGUCAUGUAGCCUACGUGUCCUAAACAAAAAUGAAAUCAAACCGCUUGAUGUUUGUGCUUGCAGAUUCGUUAAUUAGAUUUCCCUUGAAUAGGCCACGCCCUCAAUAUCCCUGUUAGUGGCAGUAUUAUGUUUAUAAAGCGUGUUGCUGAAAACAACGACUAGAAAGCAUAAAGUUCUUGCUAUUAGUUUUUAAAAAUUGAAAUAAGCUUUUCAUGCUGUGGUUUUAUUUUGUUAAAUGCGCAGUUUUUAAUCAACCACCACAGGGCACGAGACCAAGGUCCGGAUAGAGAAGUGUAUAUAUGCCUAUUUACUUUAUUAGCUGAUAUAUAGAGGUGGAAUAAACUAACAUGUCCCAUACGUUUGGUAAACACGUAUUCCUCUGUAUAACCUAUACAAGAAGAAUCUUUGUUUCAAGUGUUUUGUGGUGUCUAUUCCACAGUGUUCUAAAUAUCUGUAUUUGGUCGACUGUAUGUAAAACUAUUGUAUUGUUACUGUUGCACAGUAUAAAAACUUCUAUCUAAAUAAACAUUUUACAUUUUUAUUACUUAA